Molecule: messenger RNA, 984 nt
Organism: Mycotypha africana
Lineage: Eukaryota; Fungi; Mucoromycota; Mucoromycetes; Mucorales; Mycotyphaceae
Product: kinase-like domain-containing protein
Exons: 1
Biological process (GO): intracellular signal transduction; protein phosphorylation
Molecular function (GO): protein serine/threonine kinase activity; ATP binding
Source: RefSeq, a predicted model, not a curated record
AUGACGGCUUCAAAUACCAGAAAUGAACAAUCUCAACAGGCUAUCUUUACUGUUGGAUCCAUGGUGGAAGAUUUAGAGAUUGUGAAAGCACUCAAUAUUGGAACUUAUGGACAAGUGUAUAUGGCGAGACAUAGACAUACCUUUGAACGUUAUGCAGUAAAGUCACUACCUCACACUCAACUCAUCAAGAACGGUCUCGAAACUCCACAGCGUCAAUUAUCUGCCUUCCAACGAAAUGAAAUCACGCUGCAUUCUCGUCUUUCCGGCCAUCCGCAUAUCAUCCGACUUGAAAAAGUAUUACAGACAGCCGAAUGGACGCAUGUCAUUAUGGAAUAUGGAUCUGAAGGAGAUUUGUUCUCAGCGAUCACAGAAAAAAAUCUGUAUUACGGUAACCAUGAUUUGAUCCGCCAUGUCUUUCUCCAAAUUCUCGAAGCCGUUCGGCAUUGUCACAGCAACCAUAUCUAUCACCGUGAUCUAAAGCCCGAAAACAUUCUGGUCUUUGACGGUGGACGCACCGUCAAGUUGGCUGAUUUUGGCUUGGCGACGACCGAUGCCAUCAGUCAUGAUUUUGGUUGCGGAUCUACCUUUUAUUACUCACCAGAGUGUCAAGGUACCAAGAGCGGGAUUCGAUUAGCAGGCAUCAAGAACCGUCAUUAUCGACAUGCAUCCUCCACAGGUGGGUACGCAACGGCACCUAACGAUGUCUGGGCCUUGGGCAUGUGCUUGAUUAAUUUGGCCACCUCUCGAAACAGUUGGAAAGUGGCCUCUUUAGAUGACGAUACUUUCCGCGCUUAUUUGUACAAUGACUCAAAUUUACUUUUAAAGAUUUUACCGAUAUCGAUGGAACUCAAUAAGAUUCUAAAACGAAUUUUUGUUCUGGAUCCGAACAAGAGAAUGACUCUGGAUGAAUUGUCCAUGCGCAUUCAACACUGUCGCUAUUUCACUCGUACGCAAGAAGUCAUUCACUAUGAAGCAGCCAUGAUG